AUGAUCUUCAUACUUUUCUUAUGCUUAAUACUUUGUAUUACCAUUCUCUUCUUCAAAAAACAGACGAAAGGGAAAACAAUCAACACAUUGCCAUCACCAACGGGACUGCCGCUGAUCGGAAACCUUCACCAACUCGGCCACCAUCCUCACCGAUCACUAUGCAGCCUCAGCCACCGUUACGGUCCUCUCAUGCUCCUCCACUUUGCCAGUGUCCCUGUUCUUGUAGUCUCUUCCGCGGACGCUGCCCGAGACGUUUUGAAGACGCAUGACCGCGUUUUCGCAAACCGUCCACGGUCCAAAAUAUUCGAAAAGCUUCUUUACGGUAGCCGUAAUAUGGCAUCAGCUCCUUAUGGAGAGUACUGGAGACAAAUGAAGAGCGUGAGUGUCAUCCAUCUCCUAAGCAACAAAAUGGUACGUUCCUUUCGAGAGGUGAGACAAGAAGAGAUCGGUCUGAUGAUGGAAAAGAUCCGUAAAUUGGGUUCUUCGCCAAUGAAUCUAAGCUCGCUCACGGCGUGUUUAACUAACGAUGUUAUAUGUAGAAUUGCUUUGGGACGGAAAUACGGUGCUGGAACGGAUUUUAAAGAGUUAAUAGACAGGCUCAUGAGGCAAUUGGGUACGUUUAGUAUCGGGAGUUAUGUACCGUGGCUUGGGUGGAUUGAUUGGGUCAGCGGUUUGGAGGCUCGACUCGAGAAGACGGCAAAUGAUUUUGAUAAGCUCUUGGAGAGAGUUGUGCAGGAACAUGAAGCUAGAAAGUUCGAUAAGACCGAUUUUGUCGAUGUAUUACUCGGCAUUCAGAAAGAGAAGAGCAUCGGGUUUGAGGUUGAUAGGUUAAGCAUAAAAGCAAUCGUCUUGGAUGUUUUUGUGGGUGGUACAGAUACAUCCUCCACGCUUUUGGAAUGGGAAAUGACAGAGCUUCUAAGUCACCCAGAUUGUCUAAAAAGGCUUCAAGACGAAGUCCGUACACUCUGUAAGGGCAGAUCAAGUGUAACAGAGGACGACAUUCAACACAUGAACUACUUGAGAGCUGUGAUCAAAGAGACACUCAGGCUACAUCCUCCAGUUCCAUUGAUGGUUCCUCACGAAUCAACAGNAGNUGUCAAACUAAGAGAUCACCACAUACCCGCUGGUANGCANGUUAUGGUCAAUCUUUGGGCGAUCGGGAGAGAGACUGCGACAUGGGGACCAGACGCGAAUGAGUUUAGACCGGAGAGACAUUUAGAGUCGUCGGCUGAUUUCCGGGGCCAGGAUUUUGAGCUGAUUCCAUUUGGAGCAGGGAGAAGGAUGUGCCCAGGAACAUCAUUUGCUGUGGUGUUGAAUGAGGUGGUUUUGGCUAACUUAAUGCAUGGGUUUGAUUGGAAAUCCACAGAAGAUGAGACCGAAGUUGCUGAAUCAAUCGGUAGUGUGAUUCGCCGCAUGUUCCCUCUCUACGUCAUUGCAUCAUCUACUAGUUAA
Arabis nemorensis is the source of this 1452-nucleotide messenger RNA. The record is from the annotation of a GenBank genome assembly. NCBI's taxonomy places the organism in Eukaryota, Viridiplantae, Streptophyta, Magnoliopsida, Brassicales, Brassicaceae.